This is a messenger RNA of Marasmius oreades (fairy-ring Marasmius), 909 nucleotides long. RefSeq lists its product as uncharacterized. Lineage: Eukaryota; Fungi; Basidiomycota; Agaricomycetes; Agaricales; Marasmiaceae. The record is from RefSeq and is a predicted model, not a curated record. Gene Ontology annotation, molecular function: acetylpyruvate hydrolase activity. The transcript has 8 exons. The coding region runs from base 1 to 909 and encodes 302 amino acids.
AUGGCGCCCAUCAGGACUCAAUGGACCCGUCUCAUUCGAUUCGUUGCGGCGGAAACUUCUCGCGUUCAUAUUGGUGAACCUGUUGAUAAGAACUUGGAUGUUGGUCUGGCGUCUCAUCAGAAACGUCCCAUAGAGGCCUAUGAAAUUCUCGGGUCAGCACUUGACCCAGCAGCCCAAGUUACCAAGAAUGUGUUGACCGUUCAGACUUUGUUGUCUCCUUUGUCGAAUGAGGAAAUCAAGUAUGUUAGAUGCCUAGGAUUGAACUAUUCCGACCACGCAGCAGAGGCUGGUCUGGCUAAACCAGCAUUCCCGAUUCUCUUCAUCAAACCUACUUCCUCUUUGAUAGGACCCGACGCUACGAUAACUAUUCCGAAAGUAGCACAGCCUCCCAAGGAACAUCUUCCUGAUUAUGAAGUAGAGUUCACCAUCGUUAUUGGAAAGCCUGCGAAGGAUGUGAAAGAAGAGGAUGCGUUGGAUUAUGUGUUGGGGUAUACCGCGGCAAACGACGUUUCGUUCCGGAAACACCAAAUGGCUGUCACCCAAUGGGGCUUCUCGAAGGGUUUCGACAACACUAACCCUCUCGGCCCAUGUCUUGUCGCUGCAUCUACGAUUCCCGAUCCACAGAAAGUGCCUCUUAGCGCGACUGUGAACGGUGUGACGGUUCAAGAUGGAACCACAGCUGACAUGAUAUUCUCCGUUCGCCGUACUAUCGCAUUCCUCUCUCAAGGAACAACGCUUGAACCUGGUUCUCUCAUUCUUACCGGGACGCCGAAGGGAGUUGGGUUCGUCAAGAAGCCACCCCUCUAUCUGAAAGAUGGAGAUAAAGUGAGCGUAUGGGUGGGUAACGGAAUUGGAUCUUUGUACAAUAAUGUGAAGGAGGAGGGUUCGGGCUCGAAGGCGAUGUUGUAG